Grammomys surdaster is the source of this 597-nucleotide messenger RNA. RefSeq names its product HIG1 hypoxia inducible domain family member 2A (gene Higd2a). Bases 41 to 358 code for a protein of 105 amino acids. Gene Ontology annotation, cellular component: mitochondrion. NCBI's taxonomy places the organism in Eukaryota, Metazoa, Chordata, Mammalia, Rodentia, Muridae. Gene Ontology annotation, biological process: mitochondrial respirasome assembly. The transcript has 2 exons. The record is from RefSeq and is a predicted model, not a curated record.
CGUCCGGAUUUCUGUCCUACCUGUUUCUGUGAGAGCGGGAAUGGCGGCUCCUGGUCCUGUGAGUCAAGAGGCGCCUUUUGAUCCGUCUAAGGCCCCAGUUAUCGAGGGUUUCAGCCCUCGAUACACAAAUCCAGAAGGCUUCAAGGAAAAGUUUAUUCGCAAGACCCGUGAGAACCCAAUGGUGCCUAUAGGCUGUCUGGGUACGGCUGCUGCCCUCACCUAUGGCCUUUACUGCUUCCACCGCGGCCAGAGCCACCGAUCCCAACUAAUGAUGCGCACCCGGAUUGCUGCUCAGGGUUUCACGGUCGUAGCCAUCUUGUUGGGGUUAGCGGCAUCCGCUAUGAAGUCUCGACCCUGAGUGUAUGGCCGGGUCUUGAAAACCCAGGAACAACAAACAGCCCUGUCAGACUUGCACUCUCCGUUUCUGACAGGACUUUAUUGUAAUUUGGGUGGGGAAGUGGUCGAUUUUGUGACUGAUUUGCGCCUCCACUCCUACCCCCACUCCCCCGAAAUCCCAGGUUCGUUUCAGUUGGGUUACAUGCGUCUAUUUGUGAUGCGUUCCCCUUAAUUACGUAAUAAAACCAUAUUACACUUGUA